GGGGGACGCCUCGCGCGGUGGCGGUGGGGGGGGAGCGGGAGCCAUGUUGUCCCGCGGCUCCAUCGAGAUCCCUCUGCGGGACACGGACGAGGUCAUUGAACUUGACUUCGAUCAGCUACCAGAGGGAGAUGAAGUUAUCAGUAUCCUUAAGCAGGAACAUACCCAGCUUCACAUAUGGAUGGCCUUGGCGCUUGAAUACUUCAAGCAAGGAAAGACAGAAGAUUUUGUGAAACUGCUUGAAGCUGCCCGCAUAGAUGGCAACUUGGAUUACAGAGACCAUGAGAAGGAUCAGAUGACCUGCCUGGACACCUUGGCCGCUUACUAUGUGCAACAAGCUCGUAAAGAAAAGAACAAAGAUGCCAAGAAAGAGCUUAUUACGCAGGCCACCCUGCUCUACACCAUGGCUGACAAAAUCAUCAUGUAUGAUCAGAACCACUUGUUGGGAAGAGCCUGCUUCUGCCUGCUCGAGGGCGAUAAGAUGGACCAAGCCGAAGCACAGUUCAACUUUGUGCUCAACCAAUCCCCUAAUAAUAUCCCAGCACUUUUGGGCAAAGCUUGUAUCUCUUUUAAUAAGAAGGAUUAUAGAGGUGCACUGGCGUAUUACAAGAAAGCACUUCGAACCAACCCUGGAUGCCCAGCUGAAGUGCGGUUAGGUAUGGGCCAUUGCUUCGUCAAGCUGAAUAAACUGGAAAAAGCUCGCCUGGCAUUUGGAAGGGCUCUGGAGCUUAAUCCUAAAUGUGUCGGAGCAUUGGUGGGAUUGUCUGUCCUGGAACUGAAUAACAAAGAGGCUGACUCUAUCAAAAAUGGUGUGCAGCUAUUGUCCAGAGCCUACACCAUAGAUCCCAGCAACCCUAUGGUGUUGAAUCACCUCGCCAACCACUUUUUCUUCAAAAAGGAUUACAGUAAAGUGCAACACUUGGCUCUUCAUGCCUUCCAUAACACCGAGGUGGAAGCCAUGCAAGCAGAAAGCUGUUACCAGCUAGCUCGGUCCUUUCAUGUACAGGGUGACUACGACCAAGCUUUUCAGUACUACUACCAAGCCACUCAGUUUGCGUCCACCACCUUCGUCCUGCCUUUCUUUGGCCUGGGACAGAUGUAUAUAUACCGAGGGGACAAGGAGAACGCAGCGCAGUGCUUUGAGAAGGUCCUCAAGGCUUACCCCAACAAUUAUGAAACAAUGAAGAUUCUCGGUUCACUGUAUGCCACCUCUGAGGAACAGGAGAAGCGAGAAGUUGCCAAGGGGCAUCUCAAAAAAGUGACUGAACAAUACCCAGAUGAUGUAGAAGCCUGGAUUGAGCUGGCUCAGAUCCUUGAACAGUCAGAUAUACAGGGUGCCUUAUCGGCCUAUGGCACAGCAACGCGUAUUCUUCAAGAGAAAGUGCAGGCUGAUGUCCCUCCUGAGAUUCUGAACAAUGUGGGCGCACUUCACUUCAGACUGGGCAACCUGGGAGAAGCCAAGAAAUACUUCUUGGCUUCUCUCGAUCGUGCCAAGGCAGAAGCUGAGCAUGAUGAACAUUACUACAAUGCUAUCUCGGUGACAACCUCAUAUAACCUGGCCAGACUGUACGAAGCCAUGUGUGAAUAUCAUGAAGCAGAAAUUCUGUACAAGAAUGUUUUAAGAGAACAUCCAAAUUAUGUGGACUGCUACUUACGCUUGGGCUGCAUGGCAAGGGACAAAGGAAACUUUUAUGAAGCCUCCGAUUGGUUUAAAGAAGCUCUACAAAUCAAUCAGGAUCAUCCAGACGCGUGGUCCUUGAUUGGGAACCUUCACUUAGCCAAACAGGAAUGGGGUCCAGGACAAAAGAAGUUUGAGCGGAUCUUGAAGCAGCCAUCAACGCAGAAUGACACCUACUCCAUGCUGGCCUUGGGCAAUGUUUGGCUUCAGAUGCACCAGCCAACUAGGGACCGAGAGAAGGAGAAACGCCACCAGGAUCGAGCAUUGGCCAUUUACAAACAAGUGUUGAGGAACGACCCAAAGAACCUGUAUGCUGCUAAUGGCAUAGGAGCUGUAUUGGCACACAAGGGCUACGUCCGAGAGGCUCGGGAUGUGUUUGCCCAGGUCAGAGAGGCUACAGCAGAAAUCAGCGACGUCUGGCUAAACCUUGCACAUAUCUACGUGGAACAGAAGCAGUAUAUUAGUGCUGUACAAAUGUAUGAGAAUUGUUUGAAGAAGUUCUACAAACACCAGAACACCGAUGUGCUGCUGUUCUUAGCCAGAGCUUAUUUCAAAUGCAGCAAACUUCAGGAGUGCAAACAGACUUUGCUGAAGGCCAGACACGCAGCUCCUAAUGACACCGUGCUCAUGUUUAAUGUGGCCUUAGUGCUGCAGAGACUCGCUACCUCUGUGCUGCGAGAUGAAAAGAGCAACCUGAAGGCCGUGUUGAACGCUGUCAAAGAGCUGGAACUUGCUCAUAGGUAUUUCAAGUAUCUGAGCAACGCUGGAGAUAAAAUGAAAUUUGAUUUGGCGCAAGCUGCUGCUGAGGCCAGGCAGUGUUCUGAUUUAAUGAGCCAGGCUCAGUACCACGUGGCCCGUGCUCGCAAACAGGACGAAGAAGAUCGGGAGCUGCGCUCCAAACAGGAACAGCAGAAGGAACAACUCCGAAUGCAGAUGGUUAAAGAACAGGAGGACAAGAAGCAGAAGGAGCUGGACGAACAGCGCAAGCUGCUGGAGCAGCGCAGUCAGUUCUUGGAGAAAACCAAAAGCCUUCUGGUGUUCAACGACGAAAUGGACACUCCAAAGGAGAAGAAGAAAGGCGGCAAGCGGGUGAAGAAGGGGGAGUUCGAAGAGUUUGUCAAUGACGACUCGGACGAAGACCUUCCCAUGCCCAAAAAGAAGAAGAGGGUCCGAGGUAGUGGUAGCGAACAGGAGGGAGGCGAGGAGGACGGCGAUCAAAAGAGAAAGAAGAAAAAGAGGAGAAGACCACAGAGGGGUGCGGAGGAGGGCAGCGAUGACGAAGGUGGCACCAAACCUAAGAAACCACGGCGACCAAAAGCAGGAGAGCGCAAGAAGAAAGAGAAGCCUGAGCGCCCUCCUAUGAAGGGCAAAAUCAAGUCCAAAGCGAUCAUUUCUUCCAGCGAUGACUCUUCUGAUGAAGGAGCUCUGAAAAUAGCUGAAGGAAACGCACGAGACAGUGGAUCAGAUGGAGAGGAAUCCGCAGACAAGGCUAGGAAACGCCUUGUUUCCGAGAGCGAGUCUGAGGAGGAUCGACGCCGCAACAAGUCAGACAGCGACGCGGGCAGCCGGUCUGGAAGCCAGCACUCCGAGAGCGGGAGGUCAGCCAACGGGCGGCUACAGUCCAGCGGCUCAGAGCAGUCUGACAACGAGUCCGUGCGCUCCAGGAAAAGCCACUCCGGCAGCUCGCGGGGAAACGAGUCGCCCGCGGCUUCCCAAACCGCCAACGACUCGGACCAGCAGGGAUCCGACAGGGCGUCCGACAACCAGGCCUCGGCCCCGGCAUCGCCCGCGGGAUCCGAACAGGGAUCCGACGUGGAAGCCCCCUACCGUGGGUCACCGCCUCCUGCCAGAUCGGACGACGACAGCGAAUAAUCUCAAUAGACUUUACUUCCACUUUCUUCUCACCGGUUCACAGAGCGUCUGUCUGGCUGAGCCUGGCCCCGUCAGACAGGAAAGCCGAGAGAAAUAACUUUGUUUUUAUAGCUGUGAACAUUUUCGGUUUCAUUUUUUUCUUUACACUUUUUUUUUCCUCGCAACGGAUGUACGUGACACCUACUUGUGAGACCUCGCUUCCAUUUGUUUUUUGUUUGUUUGUUGUCGCUGUUGGUGCGUUUUGCACCAGGGAUAACGGCGGCUGCAUCAGCGGUGGUUUUCCAACCCGAGUACCACUCUUAACGUCCUGAAAUUAUGUUGUCUUAAGAGAUAAAAAAAAAAGUGGUACAGACUGGAGGCUGGUUCGUGGGGACGGAAGCGAGUAAAUCUUUUUAGGAAACAUGGACUUCUGGAGUUCUUGAGAAAUGUGAUCUAUGACACUUGAACUCCACCCCCCCACCCCACCCUCUGUAAAACCAGCUGAUGCAGCAUUUGUUAAAUAAAAGUUCACACUAAAACAGGUGUUGCUUUAAAUGCCUAGUUACGGGCCUCAGAGCUUCACACCUUUAACAAAUUAACAUUCAAAGAGCGCAAAAUGACCAUUAAAAAGAAAGCCAUUGGAAAGAAAAA
Molecule: messenger RNA, 4177 nt
Organism: Callorhinchus milii (elephant shark)
Lineage: Eukaryota; Metazoa; Chordata; Chondrichthyes; Chimaeriformes; Callorhinchidae
Gene: ctr9
Product: CTR9 homolog, Paf1/RNA polymerase II complex component
Biological process (GO): regulation of DNA-templated transcription
Cellular component (GO): Cdc73/Paf1 complex
Molecular function (GO): RNA polymerase II complex binding
Source: RefSeq, a predicted model, not a curated record